Messenger RNA from Botrytis cinerea B05.10, 665 nucleotides. RefSeq lists its product as hypothetical. Lineage: Eukaryota; Fungi; Ascomycota; Leotiomycetes; Helotiales; Sclerotiniaceae. The record is from RefSeq and is a predicted model, not a curated record. The coding region runs from base 164 to 349 and encodes 61 amino acids. The transcript is spliced from 3 exons.
GAGGUCUCCUUCAUCCGUGAUUCCAAGGUCAAACAACUCAUCUGUGGAACCGUCUCCCUGUCCAUUAUCUAUAUUCAACGAAAGAUCACAACCACAAUAAUAGAAUUGUAACGUACAGUACAACACAACACAACACAACAUAAAACAACAAGAAAGCAGCAAAAUGGCGCCACCAGCUCGAGCCCUUUUCUCACGUCAAAGAUUGAUUCUUGGUACCUUUCUUGGUGGCGGAGCUCUUUUCGUCAGUAUGAAAUGGAAAGCCGUUAUGCAGAGAAGUGAGGCCGCAAAAAUUGCAGGAUCAAAACAGAAUUAUGCUGUUGUUGCUGGUAGAAGCGGUGGUGGAAUUUGAACAUUCUUAAUGGAAUCGAUCGAUAACCAGUCAGAAUUAUAAACUGGGAGAAAUUGGCACACACGGAAGCGGAUAUGGCAUGGCAGAUAUGAUAGAUGAUAAACACGCAUGUACAGAAUGGGGCUGCAUUGAGUUCACGAUAAAACAGAGAAAGCAUGGUCUAAGGCGUUUAGAAAUCAUUCUGGUGACGAUGAGACAACCAUAGAUAAAUGCCUUGAGUUGGAUGAUAAGGCCAUCAUGUUGCUCUCAAUCAUGACAUUUGGCUAACGUGCUCAUAUUGAUAAAAAUUCUACACCUCAAAUAUCGUUUCUCUCCA